CUCUGCCUGUCAUCUGUGUGAUGGCGCAGAACGGCCCGCUGAAGCCGCAUCAAGAGCGAGAUGGGAAGGAGCAGCUACCGAGGCGCUCAGACAUUCCUUCCACUUCAGCUAGAGCCCCCCGGGCACGACUUGACUCCCUCAAAAAGAACAGACCGCCCUUUCCUUGGUUUGGCUUGGAUAUUGGUGGAACGCUGGUCAAACUUGUCUAUUUUGAACCCAGAGAUAUCACUGCGGAAGAGGAACAAGAGGAAGUGGAAAGCCUAAAGAACAUCCGAAAAUACUUGACCUCUAAUGUUGCCUAUGGACAAACUGGCAUUCGUGAUGUUCACCUGGAACUUAAAGACCUCACAAUGUGUGGCCGCAAGGGCAACCUGCACUUUAUUCGAUUUCCUACACAGGAUAUGCCAGUCUUUCUACAGAUGGCACGCGACAAGCAGUUCUCAAGCCUUCACACAUCUUUAUGUGCCACUGGUGGAGGAGCGUACAAGUUUGAAGAAGACUUUCUAACAGUGUCAGGUCUGCAACUGUGUAAACUGGAUGAAUUAGAUUGCCUUAUCAAAGGGGUUCUGUUCGUUGACUCUGUCGGUUUUAAUGGUCAGUCACAGUGCUUUUAUCUAGAAAACCCUAAAGAUCCUGAAAGAUGUCAGAAAAUUCCAUACAAUUUAGAGAACCCUUACCCCCUUCUUCUGGUUAAUAUUGGUUCAGGAGUCAGCAUCCUUGCUGUAUAUUCCAAAGAGGACUAUAAACGGGUGACUGGGACCAGUUUAGGAGGUGGAACGUUUUUUGGACUUUGUUGCCUCCUUACUGGGUGCUCAACAUUUGAAGAAGCUCUUGAAAUGGCUUCACAAGGUGACAGCACAAAGGUGGAUAAACUAGUGCGUGAUAUCUAUGGAGGAGAUUAUGAACGGUUUAGCUUGCCCGGUUAUGCAGUAGCAUCAAGUUUUGGAAACAUGAUGAGUAAAGAGAAAAGAGAUUCCGUUAGUAAAGAAGAUUUAGCUAGAGCAACCUUAAUAACUAUUACAAACAAUAUUGGUUCCAUAGCACGGAUGUGUGCUCUCAAUGAGAACAUCAGUCGGGUUGUAUUUGUGGGCAAUUUUCUCCGUAUUAACACGGUCUCCAUGAAGUUGUUGGCGUACGCACUGGACUAUUGGUCUAAAGGCCAGCUGAAGGCUCUCUUCCUAGAACAUGAGGGCUACUUUGGAGCAGUGGGUGCACUCUUGGAACUUCUGACAAAUACCUAAUGCAAUCACAGUUACUAUCAAUGUCUCUGAAGCUGUAAAAGGAAAAACUGUUGUACAGCCUAAUAUGCACUAAAUCAGGGCUUUACAAAUCCUUGGAGCCAGGGCAACCACGAUUUUCAACCAUGUUCCUAAAUGGAAAAUAUUUCUGUUUAAAGUCAUUCCCUGGCUGCCAACAGAUUGUAUAAUUUGUCUCUUCGUUAUUCCUCCGACUCCUAGAUGUAACAUUUGUCAACCUCUACACUAAUUAAUCAGGCAUGUCUAGUUAUUUUAUACAUCAAAGAUGUAAAUAUUUGUCUGUGCAAAACAAUUCUGAUAUAUGGUCUGUUUGAUUAUACCACAUGUUCUAUACAUCUUAUUUGUCUGGAUUUUCAAUUAGCUACAAGUCAUUUUAUUUGUUUGUUUUCUAUUUCACUUUUCUCAGAGACCAAAUAAAAGCAAAACUACUGUUGCAAGUGAUAAUAAAACAUGAUCUAGAAAUGAUACUGUUAGUAACUGGCUGAGGUGCCAUUUCUGUAUCACAAAGUAUUUAUUCUGUCAUUUAGGCCAACUGACUGAUACUGUGCCACCUUAUUUAGAGGUCAUAUUUCAUUCUUGCAAUUGUAAACUUUUUCUGUGCCUUUUUCCCCUAAGGAUUUUAUUCUCCAUUUCAUAUCUUUGGUCUCUGCAAACUCUUAUCAAGGCAAGAUGAGUAUUUUAUGUGUUUUGCUCCAAAUUCUCUUUAAUUUCUUGUUUACCAUUUAUUUUCUUUAUUUCACUGUGAUAAAUUAACUGACUGCUAGUUACCUGCCCUAGUGCAUUCGAUUGUACAAUAACAGAUGUGAUCUUUCAGUAAUGUGUGUUAUAUAUAUAUAUAUAUAUAUAUAUAUAUAUAU
Molecule: messenger RNA, 2113 nt
Organism: Bombina bombina (fire-bellied toad)
Lineage: Eukaryota; Metazoa; Chordata; Amphibia; Anura; Bombinatoridae
Product: pantothenate kinase 2, mitochondrial
Exons: 7
Coding region: 21-1241 (406 amino acids)
Biological process (GO): coenzyme A biosynthetic process
Cellular component (GO): nucleus; cytosol
Molecular function (GO): ATP binding; pantothenate kinase activity
Source: RefSeq, a predicted model, not a curated record